GCCGGAAAUACGUGCGCGGCGGUAUACUGUCCGGGUGGACCGGCUUCCGGUCUGAGGCGGGAGGUGUCAGUUCGAGGGGUGAAAGGAGCAGCCGCAGUUUCCCAGCUCGGGGAGUGGGGACAUGUCAGUAUAGCCACAGUGUGCCUCUUCCUCCAGUGUCACUGAGUCAAGUUGCAGAAAUGGGUCUGCUCUCAGAUCCAAACCGCCGGCAGGUGCUGACAAACCUGCUCACCAGGAUGAACACGCCGCUGUGCUUCAUGUGCUACAUCGCUGGGGUCUCUUGGUUCAUGGGCCUGGCCUUUGAACCCUUUAUCCUGCGAAUGUACACAUCGGAAAAUGCCAUGGGCUCCACCAUGGUCGACGAGAACUUUGUCUAUGGUGACAGGGCACUAUCCUAUGCCCGGGAAUUCUCCGCCCAUGGGAAAAAGGCCGGGGAGAUGCCUGUGGAAUGGCUUGUGAAGACCAUGAGUGGCCUGGGGCUGGAGACCCAUACCCAGACCUUCUCCCGAACUCUCCCCUUCCCCGAUGAGAUACGGGAGAGAUAUAUGGUGAAAGGGACCAACGUGUACGGAAUUCUUCGGGCGUCGAGGGCAGCAAGUACAGAAUCGAUCGUGCUGAGCACUCCAGUAGGGAUUGGACAGAACAGCCAGGCGGCUGGCCUGCUCCUGGCUCUGGCUUCAUAUUUCCGAGGUGAGGGGAGCGCCUCGCAGACACUGCCUGACAUUUAUGCCAUCACCAUGCAUCAGUGCCAUAAAGAGAGUCCUACUCUGGGCUUCACCAGCCCAUUCACCUCACAACCUUACACCUCACCAGAUCCAAAGUAG
Messenger RNA from Chiloscyllium plagiosum (whitespotted bambooshark), 824 nucleotides. The record is from RefSeq and is a predicted model, not a curated record. Lineage: Eukaryota; Metazoa; Chordata; Chondrichthyes; Orectolobiformes; Hemiscylliidae.